AUAGACAGGCUAAUUUUUUGUGUCAUGGAUCCAGUACACUUAGUUUAUCAGUAACGUAGUGAUCUCAAAGCCGGAUGGUUCCUCACUCAUCUCUUGCUCGAUCUAAGUGUGAUAAUAAGACCAAAUCAUGGGUUCCUUGAUGCGAAACAUAGCACUGACGCGGAAAGCAAAACACAUAUCAAUACGACUUCCUCCUUUAAAACUGCCUCACGCAAGAAAAAUUUCAACUCGCUCAAAAGUUUACAAUUCCAGAGUCCAAUCGGCCAACGAAAGGUAGGUAGAUUUAAAUGAUUAUCACAGGUUUAUGGUCAGUACAAAUUAUACUCGUAGUUAUACAGUCGCGGCGGGUGGCAAAGCCCCACGCUCUCGCUUCUCUUUUCGCGUGCGUGCAUGCCACUCGUUCGUGAAUUUACAUGAUGGAGAGCUUGCUUUCAGGCUAGAGGCUAGACUUUCUUAUAGUCCUCCGCUUCUCAAUCCUGGUCCUGGUAGGCUCGCUUUUGCCACAGAAAGCAUAAAAAAAACUACCGCUCGCGAUACUGAAAAAAUUUGAGCUCGACUUGUAGCAGCUUGUAGGCAAGUCUAGCUAGAGGCCUGUUGAGACUUAAGAUGGGUGUUACUGGUGACUUGAGCAGAAGGGGUAGUAGCAAGAGACUAUAAAGGGGACAGAGAGGGCAUCCCCCAUAUACACCCUAUUCCAUAGGUAAUUCGUCUCGAGUUAUUUUUAACACCACAGAUCUCAAGGGGGAUUAGACAACAGCCAAUCACAUAGCGCGAAUGUGUUCCGCGUGGAUGACCCAUGCUGAGAGCCACGCGUCCUUCACGAAAUGACGCAGAACAAAAUGGGGGAAGACGCGGAGAGCGAUUUUGCUAUUCCUUUUGUCGACGAAAACGACUGCAGCGAGAUUUCUGCGAAAGCUGUGUCAGCGAAACCGAAAUUAAAAGAGAAUCGCCCUUCCUCUCUUGUAUACAGCUAACAGUAGAGCAGGGAAAUCCUUAACACACUGAAUAUUCUCUCAGGAUCAUUUAUGAUUUAUAGUUUGAAGAGAGCAAUUUCUGGUUUGAUGUUUAUUUUUUCAGUCUUUAUAGCGAUUAUUCCUACCCACUUACUUUGUCAAUUGUAGGCGAACCCUCCUAAAGCUGAAUUUCAAGGGACCAAUAUUCAAGCUCAGAAAGAGAAAUAAAAUUUCGUCGUUGCUUAUUUACGUCCUCCAUAGAACGCGAAAUUAGGCAUUUUCACGUCGUAGUCGUGCAAAAACGGGAAAGAAAUGAACAAAAAAGUGUGUUGCACGUGCGAAGUUGUUGUUUUGCUAAUUAAACCCAUUGUUUUUUUGACGUUCUAGUUGUCGUCCGCGUCGUUGGAUCUUAAACUCCCUAAAUUGUACAAACGACCGGUUUCAAUAGACCGGCGAAAUUUCUCAUUUUAUGAAAGCACUGAGGUUACGACAACUUCGAGUUAAACUGAUUUCACGGGUUGUCAAAGAGUCCAGCGAUUCCUUUUUCCCAGGUGAGCGCCGACUCAUUUCGCUUCAAUAUUCAGGAAUGCUCUCGAUCUUUUUACGCUUUCAUUGCCUCUCGCCCGACAUGUUUUGCACGGCGUUUGGUCAUGCGAAACCUCCACGAAACAUCCACGCCUCGCGCGAGGUAACUUUAUCCCGAUUCUAAAAAUAACUCGAGACGAAUUACCUAUGGAAUAGGGCGUAUAUGGGGGAUGCCCCCUCUGUCCCCUUUAUAGUCUCUUGGUAGUAGGUACCUCUUUUUACAAAAAUUACUUGUCAAGGUUCUUACGCUCUUCUUUAUCUACACAGCCGUUUUUAGUGUCGUCACCCAACGCUUCUCCCCACAGGAUUUCGGCAUUAAAACCAUGAUCGCGAAUUUUGAUAGUAUGCAAUUUAUGUAAGACUUCAUCUAAUGUCCUAAGCCAUUCCCAUUGGAAGCGGGGUCAAUUGGUCGGGGGAGGGGGUCUGUUGAAAUUCGGGGGGGAGCGGGUAGUGAAAAAGAGAGACCCUCCAGAUUUUAGAUCUCCAGAGCAUUGCGUCAGUCCUGGUUCAUGUCCCGAUCUUUCAGACAUGCCGCAAACUCAUGGGCUCCUGACCGCUUAUGCAUCUGUCAAUUACAGCUGCGUCCAUUCUUCUCCCCCCCUCCCCUCCACCCCUUCCGGGCUAACUCGGGGGCACUAGCAUUUUUUUGCCUUGGAAGGCAAGCUCCCGGGCGCGGGGGCAGGACACUUGAGCCAUCAAAUGCCCCGCGGUGGGAACGAAAAAAGAGACUAUCGCGGAGUCGAGUAGUGCCACUGAAAUUACUUUUCUGUGGGCUUUGUCGUUUCAGUUAACGCCUGACUUUCUACCAAAGACUUAUCAUGCAGCAACACCACUGGUUUUUACUUUUGUUUAAAUGAAUUACAUUAAAUUCUAAUUAAAUUUUAUGAAUGUUAAAAGCUUCAAAGUCAUCAUAAAUCGAUUUCAUUUCAAUAAAUUUGGAGCGGGGGCGGGGGGCUCAUAUUCAUAUUCGUUAGGGCUUAUAAUAGGAUGUAUUAUUUUGUUUGUCGGCAAAGGGCCUAUAGUAGGGGAAUUAAAGGAUCAAUUUAGGAUUCUGGGAAACUGCCCACCUAUCCCUCCCCUAAACCAAUAUUUUGCCCUAAGUGAGAAGUAAGUGUUAAUGUUGAAGGAAGAGGGGGAGGGGGGGUAGGUGGGCAGUUUUCCAUAAACCCAAAAUGAUCCGAAUUAUAAGUGAGGGAGCUAACAAGCGGCAGUUUACGGUAUUCAAUUAGUGUGUCUACAUCGUUACAGGUUAAAGUAUAGUUACUCUCACGGGACUUCUACCAAACCACUACUGGGUGACACAAUUGGAGAAAGAUUUGAUAAGGUUGUAGAGAGGUUCCCAGAGAGGGAGGCAUAUGUCUUCUGUGAGGAUGGACAUCGAGCAACUUUUUCAGAGUUUAAACAUGAGGUAAGAAUAUGCAGUUGAACCUCUCUGCAACGGCCACCUUGGGACAAAAAAAUGGCCGUUGUAGAGGGGUGGCCGUUGCAGAGAUGUCUAAACAAGAGUCAAUGACGUAAUAGAAACGCUUGAAAGGACACUAAACCAACAAUAAAGCACAAAAGCAAAUCAACAUUGGUUUCCACAACACCAAGAAACACCAGCGAAGUAAGAAGAGCACAAGAGUAAACAGGGGUCGUGGAUCUAAAAUCAGCAGCCUCCCUUGCAGACGUUUUCUUGGCACGCCAUGAUAGGGCUCUGACCUAAGCCACGUAGGUCAAGGGCGCACAAGCAGCCGAACGAAAGGUCUGGAACGAGGGUGAAAACGGAGAGUGAGACUAAAAAAGGAAACGCAAAAAAUGCCUUUUUCGCACACCAUUGGGGCGUGUGACAUGGUGCGAGGCUCGCGCGCCGGAUCUCACGGCUGGCACUCCACGCCUUAAAUACCAAUUUUUUUAACCAACUGCUUUGCAAUCUAAGAAAACCAUUGCAAACAUAUAUAAUUCCUGUUAUUAUCUUCCAGGUCGAUCAACUUGCUGUGGGGCUUAUUUCUCGAGGUCUUACAAAAGGUGAUCGAUUGGCAAUCUGGUUACCUAACAGCAAAGACUGGAUCCUUACACAGUUUGCUGCUGCUCAAAUUGGACUUAUACUGGUAGGUGCGUGUUAUCUCGAUAAGUAGGGACCUUAAGAUCCGACGACGGCGACAGCAACGAAAACAUUAAAACAACAACCCAGCACGCACAGCGCACUUUUUUGUAUAUUUCCUUGCCUUUGUUGCACGACUACGACUUGAAACUGCUUAAUUUCACUUGUUAAGCAUGGAGGACGUAAGCAAGGCUGACAAAAUUUUCCUUUUCUUUCUGAAGUUGGAUGUGCAUGGUUCUUAGGAAUUCAACUCCGGGAAUGACAAAGUUGGCGAGUUGGAAUAAUCGCGAUGAAGAUUGAAUGAAUUCGAAUUUAUUACUUUUUAAGGGACGUUUUUUCGCUUGCCGUCCUCUUCCUCGGAUCGUAAAGGUCCCUGGUGUGGAAACGAGAACGUUAAGGGUAGAAGUUAAGGCUUAAAAGGGUACAUUGCGGAAAACUGGCAGCGCGAGCAGUACACUGGGUCCAUAUUAUAUGUGGCAGAGAGUUGUCUCACUGCAUCUCUUCUGGGUUCGUUUUUGACACAGGUUUGUUUAAAUCCUGCAUACCAACAGUUCGAAGCUGAAUACAUUUUAAAGAAGGUAAGUCAGACAAUUAUGUACGCCGGUUUAAGGUAUGUUUUGCAUUUCUUGGUCGUCUUUUCAUUUCUACUCCUGAGUCAGCCUCAUUCCCAGUAGUCCCGGUCAACCUCGUUUCUAAGCUUGUUUGGAGCUAUCGCGCUCGUCCCAAGGCUUUUUCCGCCCACCCGGAUAGCGCGAAUUGGCCUGAGGACUAGGCUGCUCCGUAAUAUUUUUCCGAUUCCCCACACUGGCCAUUUCAGUAAUUAUACAUUUUGUUUUUCGUUUAAAGGCAGGAUGUAAAGCUGUAAUAAUAGCAGAUGAAUUUAAAACACAGAAUUUUUACAGCAUGAUGGCAAACAUAAUACCAGAACUACCUGAGGCAAAACCAGGAAGUCUUUCCAGUACAAGGUUGUUAUGCUCGGGUUGAUACUUAGCCUGUGCCAAAGACGAAGCUAAACUCUGGUUAAUUUACUAACCGAGGUUAAAUUGCGUCAGGGACGCAGGCUAGGUUAUACUAUACUAAUAUUAGUACCGAAGCACACGUACCAACUCCGCAGUAUGACCAUUAUCUUAUGCAUGCGCACAACCACAUCACCCGGGCACAUUGAACAUCUUAACUGAAUACAAAGAGCCGAAAAAUAACAUGUUUCAACUGUGGCUGGUCGCUUACUGGAAACUUCAAGCAAAUUAAAGUAAACGAGUACUACGUAGCUAUUCUCUUUGAGAUAACUUUGAAGCAAUAUUCAGUGAUAAGUAAAUUGAGCAGCUGAUUGGUUAGUUCGUUUUAGACCCCGUUUAUACGCUUGUCCAGUCAAAUUUUUGAACAGACGAAUUUUUUACCUGUGCAACGCGUUUACACGGGACCUACUUCAGAUCAAGUGAAAAACUGGCGGCCUCGUACCCAGGGCAGUUUGCGCUCUCCGAGUUACCAGAGGAGGCUUGGAACCGAGUCCGAUAGCUCGGCGAAUUUUCCCGACAAACUUAACAGGUGACGUCACAUCCGAAAUCGCCGAGGACGACUGGGAACGAGGCUGAAAAACUGGAACAUUUUGCCGUUCAAAAACUGGCAAGGUUCCGCGGGUCCCGUGUAAACACAUGCACUUUUUUGUCAGCUCAAAAAUUUGUCUGGAGCCAUGUAAAGGCGGAAGGCCUUAUUCAUCUCCAUUUUGGACACAUGUGCAAGAAAACGAAAGUAGAUUUAAGUCAGUACAUGGACAAGAUGGGAAGUACAUAGGGUAUAACAAAAAACAAAAAACGUUAGAUAAUUCAAAGUUGAACUUACUUGAAGUAUUCAAUCACACUCAGCCCACACACACAGGCCAGGCACACACGCAAAAACUGAUUUCAGCUUAGCUUGAUUUAAGUAAAAGCCUGUCCGGAUCUGUUGACAAAAGUAAAAAGGUGAUUCUUAUCCUAAAGUGCUUUCGUUUUGACAGUAUUUGAAAGCUGGUUGCGUAAUUUUCUUAACUCUCCUUUUUGUUUUUGUUAUAACUUAGACUGCCGGAGCUGAGAGAUGUGUUUAUUGCGAACAAAACUAGUGAACCAUUCAGGUCAGUAUCUCAUACACCACAGUCGUUUACCAUACGUCUGGUUGUAAAAACAAUCUAGGUUUUCAUUGCUGCAGUAAAACAAGCAUUGGCAGAGCAGUCAGCGGUGUUAAAGGUCUGAAGCGAAUUAACAACGAAGCCUUUCAUUUCACCUAAAAGUAACGAAAAUACAGGUGGAAAAUUAUAGGGUUACGAGACUUUCACAACGGGAUACAGGAUGUUUAGACAAGAGAUUUGGGGAAAUGGAGUGUCAAAGAAGCCUUCCUUGACUAGAACAAGAGGUAUGUAUAGUGAUCGAUAAGAAAUACUACAGAGCUGGAGCAAAAUACUUACAAAUAAGAUUGUUUGCAUUUUUGUGUCGAAUAUUAACGAGUUUGAGCCCUCGCAAAGAGUCUCCUUUUAAGAAGAAAACCCUUCGCUUUCCUCAAAAUGACGUCACCAUAAACAGUUUUUGGUAUUAUAGGGAUACAAAGCAUUGUAAACAAAGCGGUUUUGGAAAUUCAGACCAUAGAUUUAAUGGAUACGAGAUACGCAUGCGCAGAGCCCCCUUGAUGGAUCCUCGAGGAGCUUAUUCAAGAUGUAUUCUAUUUGCUUAGCAGGCCCUUGCGUGGGAAGUAAUGGGCUCAAGAAAGAACGGGACGCGCAAUGGAGAUACUCGAGACACCCUUCCCUCGAGUGUCUUCCUCGCUCGGCCCUUCCUUUCUUGCGCCUUCUUUGAGCGUUCUUUCAAGCGCCUGUUACGCAGGCUGAGUGUAUUAAGGAGAUGAAACACUCUCGCAAAUUGCACACAGUAAGAAGUAACGUAAAUGUACGAGUUAAUUAAAAAAGGUGGCCCAUUGUCCAAAAUCCCGCUGAGAAUGAUUGGUAAAUGUGAUUAAACCUGACAGGGGAACUACUCCAUUUAAAGAGCUGAAAAAUGGAUCUGUUGAUGUAGAUGUUUUACAAAAGAUGAAGGAGCUAAAGAGGAUGAUACAGUUUGAUGAUCCUGCUUGUCUUCUUUUUACAUCGGUGAGUCCACAAACAGGUUUUAUCUCAAAAAACUUAGAGGAUUUCGAAAUAAAAAUGCGCUUUGGUUCAGAGCAUUGGAGUGGGGUGUUACAGUGCGACUACUUCGAACCCGCUGGGCUCUUAGAAGAAGAUUAUCCAAUCACAACGUUUUUCGAAAGCAAGAUUCUCAAGUUUUUUUUUCAAACGAAAUAAUAACAUUUAUAAAUUUGAGGGCUCUUUCCUGGGAGGUGAGGUGCGUUCAAACGGUUUUAAAGUUUUCAACGGUUGGAUAGUUGAACCUUGAUGUUAUUUGGUCCGUUUGCAAAAAAAAAAAAAACUUGAGAAUCUAUUGCUUUCAAAAAAAACGUUGUGAUUGGAUAAUCUUCUUCCAAGUGCCCCGGUUCAAAUAGUCGCACUGUAAUGUCCCCAUCACCUGGAGGCGAUCGGCGAGGUCAGGUGUAAUUCGCGGGCUGAAUUCAUUUUUUCUGUCUUGUGUUUAUGCCUGUCAUUUUUGUCCUAGAUUCAGGGUUUUCGGGAGAAAGAUCAAUUGUAUCAGUCCGCCGAUACAUAAAGAUACUAAAAAAAGAAGACAACUCCGACAUUUACCUGGCAAUUCAAAUGGAAACUACUGGGCAGUAGCCAUAAUACUGUGACUCGUUCCCAGUUUUUCCCCAUACCUAAAAUCUUUAUAUUUCGAAUUUUAUGCAACAAUGCCGAUGCUCAUAAUUCGAGCUUGGGCUACCUGUGGUUUGCUAAGCUAUACAAAGUGGUUUCGCUGACUAAUUCUGAGGAUGGAGUACUGAUUAUAAUUACUAAAUACCAGGUUCUUUAAUUUUCAAAAUCACGUAACAAGACGGGACAUUGUUUGUGUGUUAAUUCUGCAGGGAACAACUGGACAUUCCAAAGGUGUUACGUUGACUCAUCAUAAUUUAGUGAACAAUGCUGUGCUGGUGGGAGAGAACAUGAACUUCCAAGAGGUUAGAGAAGAAAUAGUUUUCUUCUUGAACAGGAGAGUAAAACGCUGGGAGGCGUGCUCAGUAAUCAGACAUAAAAUUAUGACACAGUUAAGACGUUUUAUUUCCGACCGCAUCAGACGAUUCCUACUUUGUCAAUUCUUGUAACACGAGAAAAAAUCCUCCCAGUCAUGUACCCAAUAGAGGCAGUUGCAAGAAAGAGCCUAAAAAAGUUCAGGCUUAAACUGGUUUCAAACCCAUGACCUCUGCGUUUUUCUUGCAGGGACCCGUUUCUCCAAAGUCCCGAUAACUUUUCGGGCCGGAAAUCAAAUAUUCAAUCGAAAUAAAAAGAAUAAGAGGCAGAGCGCGGGUCCUAGCUAGCAAAAUACUCCAUUUUGUUUCAUUAACUGAUAGUUUUAUCAUGUUAGAUGUCAAACUAUUGAAACUUCUAUCUUGCAUGUAAACAACAACAGCGGGACUUUCGAGAAAUGGGCCCCAGUGCUCUUACCACUAAGCUAUCGUGCCAACUGGGAUCUGGCAGUUGGUCCCUUUGGUCAAUUCCUGUUGUUCAGAAGCUUUGUUUACAAUUUUAUGCUGUUAACAAACUGAACAUGGCUUACGAAUCUACCUUAACCCUUUAAGCCCUAAGAGUGAUCAGCAUCAAAUUUCUCCUUGUAAUAUCAAUGCUUUGUAAGACAGAGUGGUCAUGAGAAUUACGGACAUGAUCACACAAGAUGAAUUUGUUUGAUAUUUUCUAAACUUCUCCCCACUACUUCCGUAGGAAAUGAAUAGGGGCAACAAAUGAGAAUUCAACUUUUGAUCCUAGGGUUUAAAGGGUUAACUUUGACGUUUUUGUCUUUCUUUGUAUUCAGCCGGGAAGAGUAUGUUCUCCUUGGCCUCUAUUCCACUGUGCUGGUCUCUCUGUUACCAGGUUAUAAUGUUUUGUACUCUUUUAGUUACUUUGCCAUUUGAAGACCUGCAAUAUUCAAAUUCAUUUCUUUAAAGGUCUCUCUGGAUUUCUCUGCUUUCCACCUUCUAGAUAAAAGGGAGUUUUAGCAUCGACGACGGCGGAGGCAGCGAAAACGUCACUUUUAAAAUGAAUAAGCGUUUUUUCAAACUUUGUUGCGUUUAUUCCAGUUCGCUGAAAAAGUCUAAUGUAGGCAAGUUUCCCUAGAGUUGAUUUCUUGGGAACCGCACUCAAGUUUAGAAAGAGAAAGAAAAUUUCAUUGUCGCUUGUUUAGGUCCUCCAUAAAACGCGAAAUUAGGCAUCUUCACUUCGUAGUCGUGCAGUAACGGCCACGAAAUGUACAAAAAAGCGUGGUGCACGUGGAACUUGUUUUGCCAUUGCUGUUUUGAUGUUCUCGUUGCCGUCGCCGUCGUCGUUGGGAAAACUCGAAAGUGAGGCUGCCACAUUAUCAGGUUGUGGGCGACCAAUUAGGCUGAAAACUGAAGACGUCUUUAUUACGACAACAGUCAUAAUCAAGGUAAACUAAAUGAUUGUUGAAGUCUUUAAAUAAUUCGUUUAUUAUUGAGGUGUUAAACGUUUAUACGGAAACUCAUAACUGUUCAUUUUGUAAGUCUGAACUUUAAUCCAUUUUCGUGAAAGUGAUACGUAGGAUGUUUUCUUUUUAAUUUGUGUGUAGGCAUUACGGGACAGUCUUUAUAAGCUCAGUUUCCUACAUUAUUUAAUAAUUCCGCCAAAUAAAAAUUGCCUUUAUGUUUUGGUGCAGCAUGGUUUGCAUGGAAUGGGGAGCAACUGCUGUCUACCCAUCUCGUGGAUAUAACAGCACAGCUACUCUGAAGGCUGUUCACGAUGAGAGGUAAGUGAGUUUUCAUUGACAAUUACGAACAUGUGUGGCAGUGCAACUAGCUAGCAUUUUAGUCACAUUUGGCAAACUAAGAGAAUUGUUUAUCCAUCCAAAGACUUUUUUUUGCACGCUUUGCUGUUCAUUGGGUAUUGGCUUAGAAUUACACAGCUUGUCUCGUUACCCUGUGCCUAAUCAUCUAUUUGCUUCUUAUUUUACAGGUGUGAUACUCUGUAUGGAACCCCCUCAAUGUUCCUUGAUGCCCUCGCCAAUCCUGAUUUGGACAAGUUUGAUCUUUCCACUCUACGAAAGGGUAUUGAACAAGCGACAAGUGUAACCUGCCUAGCAGGCGCUUGCAAGUAAUAUGGGCGCAAGAAAGAACCUGGCGCGCGAAGGAACACUCGAGAAGAGAUGGGGCGUGUGUCCGUCGCGCACUCCGUUCUCGCUCUCACUGAUAACUUCCAAGCGUCUGCUACAAAGGGUAAAAGAAGUGGUCAGGAAAUGUAGCGCAAUAAACCAUGAAAACAGGCAGUACUUGCUCAAUAGCUCUUGAGUAAAUGAUCACUCAUGAUUAAGAAAACCUUUCUGGGAGAGUCCGAUUCUAUAUAUAAAAAAGUUAUGCUUGGCUUCGAGGCUAAGAGGAACAAAACACUUCUCUCGUUCCAUUUCUUUCGCUUUUUUCCUUAGCCUCAAACCAAAGAAUUUCAAUGCACGGAAAUUAGCCUGAACACACAUUUUUCCUGUUCAUUAUAGAGCAGAAUCAGAGAAACAUCCAUCCACACUUUCUAGCAAAAUUGUCGAAUUUGUGUCUUUCUACUGACUUGUAGGGCUCACUGGAGCAUCAUCGUGUUCUGCUGAACUAAUGAAGCAAGUUGUAUCCACUUUGAAAAUACAAUUAACGGUAAAUUUCUUUUUAUGUUUUUUAUCCAGUUGCUUGUAUACGUACGUACAGUAAAACCUCGAUAUAACGAACCUCUAUGCAACGAAGUCCGUGAUAUAACGAACGAUUUUCUUGACCCCAGUAACGGUAAAAUAUAUGAGAAAGAAUCUCGAUAUAACGAAACCUAGUUAUAGCGAACAAAUCUUGCCACCCCCUUGGCCCUUCAUUAAAUUGAGGUUCCACUGUAGUAUGGUACUAAAGCUUAGUGGAAUUUUUAAGCACUCGUCCAAAAAGCAAACAGCAGGGUGGACGAGCUCACUCGUGUUAGAUAACAGACUGAACUCAACCAUAAAAUCAAGAUGGCGACUGCAUAACAUUAGGGAGCGUAAGCAACUACGACGACGACCACAACGACGUCUUCAAAAAAACAAUAGCUUUAAUGAUCAAAACAACAGCUCUGCACGUGCAUCACGCUUUUUAUUUAAUUUCCUUGACGUCCACUUUACGGCUACGACGUGAAACCUCCUAAUUUGCCGUUUUAUGGAGGACGUGAACAUACGACGACGAAUUUUCCUUCCUCUUUUUUAACUUGAAUAAAAUCCUUAAGAAUUCAACUCCAGGAAAAGUCGCCUGCAUUUGAAAUAUUGAGCGGGUCCAAAUAGACGCGAUUAAGUUUGAAAGAGAGCAAAUUCAUUUUUACCGACGUUUUUACUGCCGUCGUCGUCGUCCUUGCUUAAGGUCCCUAAUUACAACUCGCGGCCACGCCAUGCUUACUUGACUCUCUUGAUCUCUGACGUUUUGUCGCAUAUCAAUAGGCCACUGUUAAGAAACAAUACUCACGAGAUAUACUAAGUCGCAUAUCCGGGGCAAGGCGUACAGCAGUCGAAGCAUCUGUCCAAAGGUACGGCUGCCACAGUCUCAGCAAUAUGCCUUUACGUAUGCCUAGCUUCUGGUGAAGUAAACCUCCUGUGGGUACCUACUAAUCCAUUUAUGACGCCCCGAAACGGUUCUUUGCGGGACCUUUUUCUGAUGGCCUUCAUCAAUCACACCUGUCAGCUGAAUUUUCGCUUUUCACCUAUUAAUUGUAAACUUAACUUCUUUAUUUGUUGGUAGAAUACUUGUACCCUUUUCCGUGUUAUAGAUUGUCUACGGCUGUACAGAAUCCAGCCCGUUGGUUUCUGGAACAUCAAUAGCCAGUUCAGACGAAAAUGAAUUGUCCACAGUGGGAAAGGUGUUUCCACACACAGAGGUCAGAUGUGUCCACUGUUAAAGCGACUUCCUUUCACCCAAAUUAAAGUAUGAUUCAGAGUAUAAAUACAAACCAUGAAAACAACACAGGAAUUGAAUUAGUGUCCUCUGCAAACAUGCAAUCUAUGCAGUGUUUUUAAGGGCCUGUAAAAUGCCUCGAUAAAUUGAGUUCACUUGCAAGCAUUUUUGAAAGGAUGUGGUAGAAGUGUAAUUACUCCUACAUUUAUGAUCGUGCCAAUCACUUUGAGAGCCUCUUAUAAGCUAGUACUUCAAGACUUCGUUAAAGAGAAGCUGCUUAAUUUACGUGUCAACGUAUUUAGCACGACCCUACCAAUUGACGAUACUCUUUUUAAGUCUUUUUCUGGAGAUCUGUCGGCAUUUCUACGAGCCACGCGAUCACCUGGCCAUUUCUAGGGCAAAGCCAAAACCUUCAUGCCGUCUUAUUUAACACCCCGAGUAUUGGUCCGGCCCAGAUAGUCUAACCCAUGUCAGUCUAGCGCUCUACCGACUAAGCUAACCUGCUUGAAGUCCCCAGCCAUCGCCGGGCUUUAUUAUCUUCAAACAAGUAGUAUCCUUAGAACAGGACAAAAUGCGUUCUUUUUACCUUCACGGUUACCUCAGAAUUUCGGGGUUACCGUGUGUAUUAAAUUUGUUUUUCCGUCCAGAUAACUUUAAGGAGAAAAACGAAAAUUAUGCAAUCUCCCUUUCCGUACGCGGCGAUUACUUUAGUUGUGUCCGCGACAACAGUGGUUUUUGUAGCCGCUCGGGAAAAACAUCUUCGAUUCCAUUCUUCUGGCGUGUCAGUAAUUAUCAUUGUUUCUUUCUUUCUUUCUUUUUUUCCUUAAUAGAUAAAAAUUGUGGACAGGGAGGGGAGUGUAGUGCCGGUCAAUACCACCGGGGAAGUUUGUAUCCGAGGGUACUGCGUCAUGAUGGGAUAUUGGGGGGAGAAAGAACAGACGGAGAAAGCUGUGGGACCGACCGGAUGGUUACACACCGGGUAGGAGUCCACGAGUAAAGUACGGUCUGUUACUCAUGCUUAGCUUGCGUGACUGGGGUGGAAGGAGGGGAUCAGAUGAGAAGAGAGGGGAAAAGAGAGAGUGGAUUGGGGAGAGACGCCUGUUCACUUCUGCGGACCUUGUCCGGCUGGUAUCCGCAGAUGUCUGAUUGGCUGAGCUACAAUGAGUAACUUAUUGACAUGUAUUAAGUAAGAAACAACCAUGAUACAGGCUUCCUCUCCCUUCUUCCUUUCGAGCUUUUCUCCCUUCCCCCUUCCCAUUUUUACGCCUGCCAUCCAUGCUACACAUGCCUGGAUCAACAUGCAUCCGUCAAUUAUUUUGUCGUGGUGAAGUGUUGAAGAAAGAGAGAAUAGUCGGAGAAAAUAGCUCCCAACCCUACCGGGUGAGGUUCCUCUAGAGUAUUGACUAAUAAUAUCCCGGAAAAAAUAUGUUUCUGGAGUAUUAUUGAAAGUGGGAAGUGGCAGUGGUCGACUCUUGAUAUGGGGGAAAAAGUCCGUGAAUAUACCGUGUCUUUUGAUACCCCUGGGGAAAUAUGUAAAGGGCAAUUGGGUUAUGAUACGAGGACUUCACUCCUUGGUGAUUCGGUUUUGUGGAUGCGCUUUUCAGCUUUCUUAGUUUUUCGUUUCAAAAUCUAAGAAUAAUAUUAACACAUGUCAUUUCACUUUUGUCAACAGCGACCUCGGGACGAUGGAUGAGCGUGGCUACUUGAGAAUUGCAGGAAGACUUAAGGUAAACGUGCAGGUUGAGCUGUCCAGCAUCUGACAUUCAAGAAACAGAAAGUAACGCAUUUGUAAAACUACGCUUACAUAAACAUACCAAUGCAGCACGGAAGUAUAAUCACUUACCGGUCUGUUGUUUGUUAUUCAGUCAGUGAAUCAAUCAAUCAAUCAAUCAUUAAGUCAGUCAAAUUGUCAGUGAGUCAGUCGGUCAAUCAGUCAAUCCGUCAGUGAGUCAGUGAGUCAGUGAGUCAGUAAGUCAAUCAGUCAGUGAGUCAGUCGGUUAAUCAGUCAGUGAAUCAGUCAGUGAGUCAGUCAGUCAAUCAGUCAGUCAGUCAAUCCGUCAAUCAGUCAGUGAAUCAGUCAGUCAGUCGGUCAGUCAGUCAAUCAGCUAAUCAGUCAGUCAGUCAGUCAGUCACUCAGUCAAUCGAUCAGUCCUUAUGACCGUCUCAUACCUGUUGUUUGUCGGUCUAUCUGCACUUUUUAGUCCUCCACGUUUAGUGCUAAUCCCUCAUUCAGUAUUCUUACCUACGUCUCAAUUCAUCCAACAGGAUUUAAUUAUUCGAGGAGGGCAAAACGUUUAUCCAGCUGAAGUAGAAUACUUUCUGCAUACUCAUCCAAAGAUACAAGAUGCCCAGGUAAAACGCAUUAUUGAGGCAGGGGUAUGUAAGGCUUACUGCAAAAUAUCGUGAUUUUUCAGUGGCGAGCAGAUCAAUUAUUUGCCGAGUUUGUUUUUUAAUGAAUACAGUCGUGGAUUGCAGGCGAUCUCCCAUUUUCACGCCAGAGCAAGAAGGAGAAACGCGUGGUUUCACGUUUACGCACGAGCAGAAUAUUAUUUGCAGCCAAGCACAGUUGGACGACACUGGGCAUAAGCAGACGAUUAUUUCUCGGCAGUUAUUUGCAGGUCACGGGGUGGACCCACGGCCAAUGAAAUGGAAGGAAAACAAAUAAAUAAAAUAAAUAAAUAACGAUCUUAAGGUAGCACAUCCACUAAGUGGUUCUUCGUCUGCGCGAUUCCUGGUCGAAUUGGAAAUUAAAAAGGGUUGGUUUUUAAGGGGAGGGGAAAACCGGAGUACCCGUAGAAAAACCUCUCGGAGCAAAGGAGAGAACUAACAAUAAACUCAACCCACAUGUCGCGUCGUCGCCGGGAUUUGACUGCGGGCCACAUUGGUGGAAGGCGAGUGCUCUCACCACUGUGCUACCCUUGCUUCCAAAUUUGCAUCGAAUGAUGAAAGAAUUUAAUGAUCUUCGAACUUUCUUGUUUGAGGUUCGAAUCUAAAUUAGGGUCUUAAUCAAUCCAAUACUCCUCAGGGUGGCCCGACUCUGCUAUGUUCGCUAUGUUCAUCUAAUGCCAGAUUUUCUUUGAUCGAUAAGGUGAUAAGUGUGCCGGAUGAGAGACUUGGAGAGGAAGUGUGUGCUUGGAUCAAGUAAGUUAACUUGCCUUUAAGCUUGGGUUAUAGUUCCAACUGGCCAUAUUCGUCAUGGAUUCGUUCAAACAUAUACAUCGUACUAGAGAAGACGGAAAGCAGUGGAAAGCAAUAAAAGUCUUUGGACAAAUCUGCGUUUGUGGCGCGUUUUUAUACUCAAUAAGCAGCACAUGCCCAGUUCCAACCCCCACCCUACAUCAUAUUGAAUCCGUGUGCCGACACAGGUUUGGGGAGGGGUAACUGCAAGACAUUUUUAAAAAUAGCACCGCUAGCAUCCUUUCCUAAUGUAUCACUGAUUUAUCGUCAGGCUAUGGAAAGGAGAAACUAUGACUGCUGGAGAAUUAAAAGACUUUUGUAACGGUCAGGUAAGGCCUGUUUAUCGAAUUUCAUGGCCCUCGGUUACAGAUUCGCAGGGUUUCCACAGCCAGAUCUUUACUAGUAAACGAUUAGUUGUAUUUUCUCUAGAGUGCUCAGUACAUGUAUUGAAAAAUACCAGAACGUUUGCAAGAUAUCAUCUUAAACCCACAGACUUUCGAAAGAAGAUACGGUAAAUAAUAUUCAAAAUUCUCACCUUCUCAUUUGAGAAACUUUUUUAUGCGGAAAAACAGGACAAUUCUUUAUCAUUUUUGGUAAGACUGUGUAGUUUUGAACCCCAUUUACAGAACAUGAGGGAUAUUUACUUCCUGGACGUGAAUUGAGUAUAAGUUUAAACAGGUCCAAUGUUAUUAUACGUCGAAAUAAAGAACGUACCAUUUCCCGCGUGAUGGCCUGUGAUGCAUCCUUUUGGCGCAUCUGAUUUGGCAAUGUUUAUUCGACAGAUUGCUUAUUACAAGAUUCCUCGUUACAUUAAAUUUGUAGACGAGUAUCCAAUGACAGCUUCUGGAAAGGUGAGCGAAAUGAAAGUCAUUUCCUUGAAGAUGGAUUGUUAGGUCACGUUAGUAGACGUUAUGAUACUAGUCACGUUUUAAAAGACACGUUAGUAGCAUAGUAGGUACUGUUUUAGACCCGUUAGUAGCAUAGUGGGGACUCUUUUAUGCCCCUUCGUAGCAUAGUAGGGACUGUUUUAGACACGUUAAUAGCAUAGUAGGGACUGUGUUAGACCUGUUAGUAGUAUAGUAGGGACUGCGUUAGACGCGUUCGUAGCAUAGUAUACAACUAUUCCCUGAAGGGGAGGUGAAUAGCUAGACGCGAAGCGUCGAGCGAGGUAUAUAUCUAGCGCCAUGAACCGACCCUGAGGGGGAUAGUUGUUUUAGUAUUUACCAAAUCAGUUGGGUAAAAAUGAAAAAAGUAACUUUUUGCAAAUUAAAAACGUCACUUAGUAGGAACUUUGGUAACAAUUUACCAACAUUUCGGGGAUUUUGUCAAGUGCAUUUUUACGAUUUUGUUGCGAAUUCAGCAUGAAAAUAAUUUUCUACCUACCCGUUAACACUGACAAGUCAAAGUUCGUCGCUUUCUUUGUAGUUGUUUGUAGGACUGCUUCGUUUUAAAAAUUAACGCUCAAAUUUCAUCUUUCGAAAAUAUUUCGAACGAGUUACGGGAGCCAAUCAAAAUGCGCGAAAAUUGCUAUUCACUGAUUUGGUAAAUAUUAAUAAGGACUGUUUUAGACACGUUUUUAGUAUAGUAGGGACUGUUUUAGACACGUUAGUAGUAGAGUAGGGACUUUUUAAGACCCGGUAGUAGUAUAGUAGGGACUGUUUUAGACACGUUUGUAGUAUAGUAGGGACUGUUUUAGCCGCGUUUGUAGUAUAGUAGUGACUGUUUAAGACCCGGUAGUAGUAUAGUAGGGACUGUUUUAGACCGUUAGUAGUAUAGUAAGGACUGUUUUAGACCCGGUAGUAGUAUAGUAGUGAUUGUUUUAGACCAGUUAGUAGUAUAAUAGGACCCGUUUCAAGUAUAGAAGGGACUGUUUUAGACUCAUUAGUAGUACCGUGAGAAGCCACGCGUGAGUGGUACUCGAAAGAAGAAGACGCCUCGUGGCUUUGUAGCUUGCUAAGCACUUGAAAUGGAGAGCUCCCUCUCAGGCUAGGAGAGAGAAUCUAAUCCCCUGAGCCUAUAUCAACUGCACCAUAAUCUCAGUAAAAAGGAUUUUCAGCCUGUUUUUAUUAAAGUGAUUUGGUCCACAGAUUCAUGAUUAAUUGUAGUUUCCACCUUUUAAGAAAACCAACAGCAUCGUUGGAAAAAAGAAACUACCCCGAACCGUUCAUCUGAAUGUUCAUACUUGAGGAUUCCAUACAUUGCCUCAAAAAAGUGUACUUCGACCCUGUUUUAGCAACUAAUAGUUCGACGAAAAAGUACUUUACAUAAUAGUUUCCCUUCGGAUUAGCAAACGUUUCAUUUACUGUGUUUAUUAACGAAUCCACCCGGUGAUUGACAAGGAGGCACCACCCUUCCAUCCGGGGUCCUUAUCAACAGUAUGUUAUAGUUAGUUGUCGUUUUCUUCCAUUUUUUCCUCACGCCUUUCACCUUGUUUUUAGGUUAAGAAGUACGUCAUGAAAGAACAAGCAGCAGAAGAGUUUCAAUCCUAUUUAACGUAAGAAAGGCAAACAGCAAAUUGUGAAUAAGGUUGUGCACACCGAAAAUGACAGCUAGCUUUCUCCCUUCGCUGAAAUCAAAAUAAGGAAAUUAGGGGUGAAAUUAUAACCUCACAUGUAGAAAUGCACCAGGGCAGGAAGGGAAGUUAGGAAGAGCACAAGAAAAUUAUUUAGAAAUCCAAAAUUUGGUUCAUUUUACAUCUUGUAGA
Porites lobata is the source of this 17497-nucleotide messenger RNA. Lineage: Eukaryota; Metazoa; Cnidaria; Anthozoa; Scleractinia; Poritidae. The record is from the annotation of a GenBank genome assembly.